This is a messenger RNA of Fusarium venenatum, 1689 nucleotides long. NCBI's taxonomy places the organism in Eukaryota, Fungi, Ascomycota, Sordariomycetes, Hypocreales, Nectriaceae. The record is from RefSeq and is a predicted model, not a curated record.
AUGCGGAAUCUUUUCACCGUUUCGCUGCUGGCCUUGGCCACCAGCUCGAGCGCUGCAGCAAAAGAGAGCUGCAAAUGUUUUCCUGGUGACUCUUGUUGGCCUUCUGACGCCGAAUGGAGUCAUCUCAAUAGUACCGUCGGAGGUCGCUUGGUGGCCACUUCACCAUUGGGAAGUCCUUGCCAUGACCCCAAUUACAAUGCCGAAGAGUGCAAGAAUUUGCAGAGUGAAUGGCACUACUCCUCAAUCCAUUCCCAAUCGUCUUCAUCUAUGAUGGCACCUAUUUUCACUAACCAAUCUUGCGAUCCCUUCCAACCCAGAUACAAGCCUUGCACUCUCGGUAACUACGUCCGAUAUGCGGUCAAUGUUACAUCGGCUGAAGAUGUUUCUGCUGCCUUGAAGUUCGUCAAUGAGAAGAACAUUCGAUUCGUUAUUCGCAAUACUGGUCAUGACUACCUCGGUCGUUCAACCGGCGCCGGAGCUCUUUCCGUCUGGACUCAUUACUUGAAAAGCACUGAAGUCAUUGACUGGAAAGAUAAGCAUUAUAAAGGCAAGGCCCUGAAAGUCGGCGCAGGAGUUCAAGGUUUCGAGGCUUUAGGCGCUGCUCAUGCAAAGAACCUGGUCGUUGUCACUGGAGAAUGCCCGUCUGUAGGUCUCGCCGGAGGAUAUACACAAGGUGGCGGUCACUCUGCUCUGAGCACCAACUUUGGCUUGGCGGCAGACAACACCCUCGAGUUCGAAGUUGUUACUGCUGAUGGGAAGCUGAUAAAGGCGAACAGAAGCAAGAACAGUGAUCUCUAUUGGGCUCUAAGCGGUGCAGGAUCUGGAAACUACGGAGUAGUUAUCUCAGCUACAGUGCAAGCCCACCCAGAAGCCAAGGUCAGCGGCGCCAGUUUCCUUGUUACAGCUCCCGAAGGUAAUCCAGACCUGAUCUACGAUGCCAUUGAUGCUUUCCACGCCGCUCUUCCAAAGAUUGUUGACUCGGGUAUCAUGAUCAUUUACUUCUUCUCCAACUCAUUCCUCCAGAUCCCCGCCAUGACGGCAUAUGGAAAGACUGAAGCAGAGGUCAAGAAAAUUCUCCAACCUCUGGCUGAAUCUCUGGCUACUCUCGGUUUCAAGUUUGAGCCAACCUUCACCCACUUCUCGAGCUACUACGAACAUUACGACCACUAUUGGGGACCUCUUCCUGCAGGGAAUAUUCAGAUUGGAACUCAGAUAUUUGGUGGGCGUUUGCUGCCGCGUGACAAAGUCAAUGACUUCUCACCGACUGCACGAAAACUAGCCGAGUUGGGUGUUAUCUACAUCGGUGUAGGACUCAACGUAUCCAAGUUUGGGGGUGGCAGCGGCAACGCAGUUCUACCACAGUGGCGAAACACGGUAGCUCAGGUAUCUUUGACUCUGCCUUGGGAUAAUGAAGCUCCUUGGGAAGAGAUGUUGGCCGCUCAGAAAAAGAUGACUGAGGUGAUCCAGCCAGUUAUUGAGGCCGCGACACCAGGUGCUGGGGCUUAUAUCAACGAGGCCGAUUUCCAACAACACAAUUGGCAAGAUACUUUCUACGGCGUCAACUACGAUAAACUUCUCAAGAUCAAAAAGAAGUAUGAUCCCAAGCAUUUGUUCUAUGCUACAGUGGCAGUUGGAAGUGAGGAAUGGAAUGUUGCUGAGAGUGGACCUGGUGCCAACGAAGCCAUUUGA